AUGGCGCGCAUCAAAAUGGAGGCCACGCUCCAGACAUUCGACAGCCGACAGGUGGCAAACCACCGACAUAUUGCUGCCCCAUUGGCGAAAGAAGCUGAAUCACGCUGCCCAAGACCGACGAUGCAGCGUGCAGAUGCAGGAAACUUUCACGGGAAUAAGAGGCAGCGGCGCAGCUCGGCGGGACACUAUGACAACACCCUGUUCUUCAACCCUCUCAUCGGGAACAUCUUCGCAGACAGAACACUGAUGUAUCAUGUGUUGCAUCUGGGAGUCUGGUAUCACUACAUCAUCAUACGGCCAGUCGGUUUCGAGGAUGGUGGGCCGGAGGCAAUUCUAUUCUUCGUGUAG
Triticum turgidum subsp. durum (durum wheat) is the source of this 348-nucleotide messenger RNA. Lineage: Eukaryota; Viridiplantae; Streptophyta; Magnoliopsida; Poales; Poaceae. The record is from the annotation of a GenBank genome assembly.